This is a messenger RNA of Capsella rubella, 1078 nucleotides long. RefSeq names its product protein RER1B. The transcript is spliced from 4 exons. The coding region runs from base 168 to 749 and encodes 193 amino acids. The record is from RefSeq and is a predicted model, not a curated record. Gene Ontology annotation, cellular component: Golgi membrane. Gene Ontology annotation, biological process: protein retention in ER lumen; retrograde vesicle-mediated transport, Golgi to endoplasmic reticulum. Lineage: Eukaryota; Viridiplantae; Streptophyta; Magnoliopsida; Brassicales; Brassicaceae.
GUACUCUUCUUGUGUCCUUGGUUCAAUUAGUGUUUUCGUAUGCUUCGGAGUUGAAAUUUCGUUACGGAAUCUUACAUUGCAAUCUAGGGAGAGUUCUGAUUUCGAGAUCUUAAUCUUCCGAGUCUUGACCUUAAGCGUUGUAUCGAUUCUUUUGGAUAUUAGUGAUAAUGGAGGGAGUUGGAGGUGACGCUGCCUCAAUGGCAUCACCUGUACAACAGCGUGUGAACGAGGCGUGGAGGGUGUAUCAGUAUUACUUAGACAAGACUACGCCUCACGCGGUUAAUAGGUGGAUCGGGACUCUUGUGAUUGUGGGGAUAUACUGUUUGAGGGUUUUCUAUGUUCAAGGGUUCUAUAUCAUUUCUUAUGCGUUGGGGAUUUAUGUCCUGAACCUGCUGAUUGGGUUUUUGUCGCCACUGGUUGACCCUGAGCUUGAUACAUCUGAUGGUCCGAUGCUACCCACAAAAGGUUCAGAUGAGUUCAAGCCAUUCAUCCGUCGGCUUCCAGAGUUCAAGUUCUGGUACUCCAUGACUAAGGCAUUCUGCAUAGCGUUUGUGAUGACUUUCUUUUCUUUCUUCGAUAUCCCUGUGUUUUGGCCAAUACUUCUCUGCUACUGGAUUGUUCUGUUUGUUCUGACAAUGAGGCGCCAAAUCGCACACAUGAUGAAGUACAAAUACAUCCCCUUCAAUCUAGGAAAGCAAAAGUAUGGAGGGAAGAAAGCUUCUGGCAGCAGCAACUCUCGUGCAGACUGAAGCAUAUGGAGAAAUAGUAGUUUAUGGUUAGUGAUUGGUCCUUAUUUCUCAACUCGUUGAAAAAAUCUGAAUGGAUACUCUUGAAACUGUCUUUUGGCUCCUUAGAGAAAUAGUAUAUAAGAUAGAUCUCUCUGGUAUUGAAAAGCUUGUCACUCAGAUUAGUUUUUAUGUAGAGGCAAGCAUCAUCAAAAAGCUUCUGUCAGUUUCACAAACUCGUUUUUGUGUAUACUGUCAUACUGACAGUGUAAUUCUCAUAAAAUGAUGAACGAUACCAAUGUUUGAAACGUUGGUGGUAGGCGCUAGUCGGACAAUCUGAGUUUUUGGUUGAA